Messenger RNA from Ceratosolen solmsi marchali, 1170 nucleotides. RefSeq names its product alkaline ceramidase (gene bwa). The transcript is spliced from 5 exons. Gene Ontology annotation, biological process: ceramide catabolic process. Bases 275 to 1084 code for a protein of 269 amino acids. Gene Ontology annotation, molecular function: hydrolase activity, acting on carbon-nitrogen (but not peptide) bonds, in linear amides. Lineage: Eukaryota; Metazoa; Arthropoda; Insecta; Hymenoptera; Agaonidae. Gene Ontology annotation, cellular component: membrane. The record is from RefSeq and is a predicted model, not a curated record.
UUGUGAUUGGUUCAUCUCAAAACUUGUUAGAACUUGUAUAUUAACCUUAAUUUGUAUUGUGGUAAGGAAAAUUUUGCCCAAGGUAUGUUUUCCCUACGAUUGCUUUGUUUUUCCGAACAAACGAAUCCACGAUUACUAAUUCGAAUGGCUCUCAUAAAUAUUAAAAUUUGCACUUAGUGGACUAUUAAACGACUUGAAAUAUGUUAAAUUAAAUGUGCCAUUAGAUUAUUUCUUGAGAAUAAGAUAUUGAAAUUAUACGUCGUCGGAUAGUGAAAUGUGGAAGCCUUUCGAACCAGGAAGUUCGCCGGUGGAUUGGUGCGAAGGAAAUUAUAGCAUAUCACCUAGCAUAGCUGAAUUUAUGAAUACUCUGAGCAAUGCUUUCUUCCUUCUUAUACCACCAGUACUUAUGCACCUUUUUAAAGAUUAUGGUAGGUUUGUUAAUCCUGGAAUCCAUGUGAUAUGGGUUCUUUUGAUGAUUGUUGGUAUUAGCAGUGCAUAUUUUCAUGCAACUUUAUCAUUAGUUGGUCAACUUCUUGAUGAAUUAACAAUUUUGUGGGUUUAUAUGGCUGGAUUUUGCAUGUUUUUUCCUCGAAGGUUCUUUCCUACAAUAGUUAAAAAUAAUCGUAAACGAUUAUCGCUUUUUCUAAUUUUGCCAACAUUGAUUGCCACUGUAUUAGCAACUUAUCAUCCAGCAAUUAAUGCAUUUGCAUUGAUGACUCUUGGAAUACCAGCUUUUGCAUUUAUGAUUCUUGAACUUAAAAGGACAAAUUCAGCAAGAGUCUAUCGGUUGGGACUUCGCUGCGGAGCUGUAUGGGUUGUAGCGGUCACAUGUUGGUUAAACGAUCGACUAUUCUGUGAUACAUGGCUUAAUUUAAAUUUUCCCUAUCUUCAUGCUUUGUGGCAUCUUUUUAUUUUUAUCGCAAGUUAUACAGCUGCUGUAUUGUUUGCUUAUUUUUCCGUUAAGGAAGAAAGACCUCAACAAUCGCCGAUGCUAAAAUAUUGGCCAAGAGAUGAUUUUGAACUUGGCAUUCCUUACGUUACAAUUAAGUGUUAUAUUAAAGUUGAUAGUAACACAAAUAUAUAAAACUUUAUAUUAAAAUUUGAUUGAUAUAUCAGUGGAAGCUCAGAAUAUAAAUGUUCUAAAUAAACUAUUUAUAAUGGAUUGCCUGA